AUGUUUAUAAACAGGAGUCGGGUAUCACUUGUAACCAGGAGUCGGGUACCACUUGUAACCAGGAGUCGUGUAUCACUUGUAACCAGGAGUCGUGUACCACUUGUAACCAGGAGUUGUGUACCACUUGUAACCAGGAGUCGUGUAUCACUUGUAACCAGGAGUCGUGUACCACUUGUAACCAGGAGUCGUGUACCACUUGUAACCAGGAGUCGUGUAUCACUUGUAACCAGGAGUCGUGUACCACUUGUAACCAGGAGUCGUGUACCACUUGUAACCGGGAGUCGUGUACCACUUGUAACCAGGAGUCGUGUACCACUUGUAACCGGGAGUCGUGUAUCACUUGUAACCAGGAGUCGUGUACCACUUGUAACCAGGAGUCGGGUACCACUUGUAACCAGGAGUCGUUUACCACUUGUAACCGGGAGUCGUGUAUCACUUGUAACCAGGAGUCGUGUAUCACUUGUAACCAGGAGUCGUGUACCACUUGUAACCAGAAGUCGUGUACCACUUGUAACCAGGAGUCGUGUACCACUUGUAACCAGGAGUCGUGUACCACUUGUAACCAGGAGUCGUGUACCACUUGUAACCAGGAGUCGUGUACCACUUGUAACCAGGAGUCGUGUAUCACUUGUAACCAGGAGUCGUGUACCACUUGUAACCAGGAGUCGUGUACCACUUGUAACCAGGAGUCGUGUAACACUUGUAACCAGGAGUCGUGUAUCACUUGUAACCAGGAGUCGGGUACCACUUGUAACCAGGAGUCGUGUACCACUUGUAACAAGAAGUCGUGUAUCACUUGUAACCAAGAGUCGGGUACCACUUGUAACCAGGAGUCGUGUACCACUUGUAACAAGAAGUCGUGUAUCACUUGUAACCAAGAGUCGUGUACCACUUGUAACCAAGAGUCGUGUACCACUUGUAACAAGAAGUCGUGUAUCACUUGUAACCAAGAGUCGUGUACCACUUGUAACAAGAAGUCGUGUACCACUUGUAACCAGGAGUCGUGUACCACUUGUAACAAGAAGUCGUGUAUCACUUGUAACCAAGAGUCGUGUACCACUUGUAACAAGAAGUCGUGUAUCACUUGUAACCAAGAGUCGUGUACCACUUGUAACAAGAAGUCGUGUAUCACUUGUAACCAAGAGUCGUGUACCACUUGUAACCAGGAGUCGUGUAUCACUUGUAACCAGGAGUCUUGUAUCACUUGUAACCAGGAGUCGUGUAUCACUUGUAACCAGGAGUCGUGUAUCACUUGUAACUAGGAGUCGUGUACCACUUGUAACCAGGAGUCGUGUACCACUUGUAACCAGGAGUCGUGUACCACUUGUAACCGGGAGUCGGGUACCCCUUGUAACCAGGAGUCGGGUACCACUUGUAACCAGGAGUCGUGUAACACUUGUAACCAGGAGUCGUUUAUCACUUGUAACCGGGAGUC
Molecule: messenger RNA, 1435 nt
Organism: Candidula unifasciata
Lineage: Eukaryota; Metazoa; Mollusca; Gastropoda; Stylommatophora; Geomitridae
Source: the annotation of a GenBank genome assembly